AAUAGAUUAUAUACAAUUAUUGUUUUAUUCUGGUGAAAUAUUUUUUUCAUCCAAUUUUAUGUUAAAAUAUGUGAGAGAAUCUUUUGUAUGUCAAACCAAAUGCUGGAUUCACACACUGGUUUAUACUUAUGUAAUCCACAUAUAUAUAUCCUUGAAAUUUAUCUCAGCAGUGGAGUAAACACAGUAUAUAAGGAGGGACCUACAACAUUUUGAGCACAUCACUGUCAGGUAGCAUAAGGAUGAAGGCUAUCAUUCUUUUGGCUCUCUUUGCUGCGGCCUAUGCCGCUCCUCUGAAUGAGGAUGAUAAAAUUGUCGGGGGCUUUGAGUGCACUAAGAAUGGUGUUCCAUAUCAGGUUUCUCUGAACAGUGGCUACCACUUUUGUGGUGGUUCUCUGAUCAGCAACCUCUGGGUCGUGUCUGCUGCUCACUGUUACAAGUCUCGUAUCGAGGUGCGUCUGGGUGAGCAUAACAUUGAUGCCAAUGAGGGCACCGAGCAGUUCAUUAACUCUGUGAAGGUCAUUAGACACCCCAGCUACAACAGCAAUAAUCUGGACAGCGACAUCAUGCUGAUUAAACUCAGCAAAGUCGCCACCCUGAACCAAUACGUUAAGACCGUUGCUCUGCCUUCAAGCUGUGCUUCCGCUGGUUCCCAAUGCCUGAUCUCUGGAUGGGGAAACACUAGCGCAACCGGAAGUAACUACCCCAGCCGUCUGAUGUGCCUGCAGGCUCCUAUCUUGAGCGACAGCACCUGCAAAAGCGCCUACCCAGGUGAGAUCACCUCCAACAUGUUCUGUGCUGGCUUCAUGGAGGGAGGCAAGGACUCCUGCCAGGGUGACUCUGGUGGCCCAGUUGUGUGCAGCGGUCAGCUGCAGGGUAUCGUGUCCUGGGGUUAUGGUUGUGCCCAGAGAAACAGACCUGGUGUUUACACCAAGGUUUGCAACUUCAGAACCUGGAUCACAAACACCAUGAACUCCAAUUAGGCUUGCAUCCAUUUGAUGAGAAAUAAAUGACUUAUUGCAAACCUUAAUGGUUUCUCUUUGUGUUAUUUAAUUUAUUAUAAUUUUAUGAAUUAUAUUGGAACUUGGGUGCAUU
Messenger RNA from Triplophysa rosa, 1092 nucleotides. It is a transcript of the gene prss1, whose product is annotated as serine protease 1. The coding region runs from base 240 to 980 and encodes 246 amino acids. The record is from RefSeq and is a predicted model, not a curated record. The transcript is spliced from 5 exons. Lineage: Eukaryota; Metazoa; Chordata; Actinopteri; Cypriniformes; Nemacheilidae. Gene Ontology annotation, molecular function: serine-type endopeptidase activity. Gene Ontology annotation, biological process: proteolysis.